CCAUAUUCAUCUACAUAUAUAAAUAUAUUUGGUCUAUAUUUUUGAACAAAAAAAAAUAUAUAUACAUAUUUAUACACAUAUAAAGAAAGCAUAUUAAACGUAUUACAAAAAUUCUUGAAUUAUUUUUUAUUAUACCGUAUUUAACGAGUCGUGCAAUGAAAAAUCAACAAAGAAAACAACAAGAAGCAAUGGCCAGAGCUGUAGCAGAAGCAGCUGCUAAACAAAAGAAUAAUGACCCCUCUUUAGCCGAUCCAUCUUCAGAACAGCAACAGCAACAGCCUGAAACUAUGAAUUCUGAUAAGCAGCAAGGAUCAACAGAAGAUACUGAUGACAAUAACGAAAAGCAAAAUGAAGAAAAUUCUUCUAAGCAACAACCUGAAGACAAUAAAGAUUCUGAAGAACAACAGCCUGAAGACGAUGAUCAGGAUAACACAUCUGACGAUGAUGAUUCAGAGGAAGAAUCCGAAGAUGAGGAUGAAGAACUUUACCAGCAAAUGGUUGGUAAAAAGGUCAAUAAGCAUGGUCUGGUCGUUAAUAAAAAGACAGGUGAUAUUCUCGGCAAACUUAUUGAGGGUAAAUUAAAGAGAGUUUCUGGUAAGAAGGUUGGCGAUCAUGGUGUUAUUGUUAAUGAUAAAGGGAAAAUUAUUGGAAGAGUCGAACCAAUUAGAGAAGAAAGUGAUGAUGACGAUGAUGAUAGCGAUUCUCAAGAAUCUGAAAAUGAACAAGAUGAUGCUCAAAAUACAGAAGAACAGGAAGGAACCGUAACUGAGAACUCUGAGGAAAUACCAGAAAAACUUGAAGAAAAUAAUGCAAAUGCUGAGAAGGAGAAAUCGGAUGAUAAUAUUGAAGAAACUGUUGAAAAUGAUACUCAAGAUGAUAGUAAUGAUGACGUCGAAACAAUUAAGAGUAAUACCAAUGGUGCCGAAAAUAAUGUUAAAGAUGAUGUUAACUCUGCAAAUGAAGAUGCCCAAAUAGCUACGGAAAAUGCUGAAGAAGAAGCUAAUGAUGCUCCUGUAUCUACUAAUGAUGAUGCCGAAGAAGCUACUGAUGCGGCUGAAGAUACAGAAAAGGAUACUACCGAUAAGGAUAUUAAGGAUAUUGAUGGUGGUAAGGAUCAAGAAAAAAAUGAUGAUACUGUCGAAGAAAAGCAGCCUGAAGAUGAAGAAUCUAUCAAUGAAGUUGAUAAAGAUAAUCAAGAGUCUGUAAAUGAAAAUGAUACAGAUGAAGACAUAGGAGACGAAGAAUCAAUUGAAAAUACUUUAAAUAAGGAUAACUCUGAUGAGAACAAUUCGGAUGAAGUUAGUUCAGAUGAAGAUAGCAAGGGAGUAGAAGAUGAUAAGCCUUUUAACCCCUAUGAUAAGGUUGAUGAAAAUUCUCCUGAAGUUAGAAAGUCAGGUAAAGUUGUUGAUAUGGAAGAUAAUGUUGUCGGUACGGUUGAUGCAAGUAUGGCACCUAAACUUGCUGGUUUUAAGGUUGACCCUGAUGGCAAUGUUAUUAAUAAUGAAGGCCAUAUUAUUGCCAAAGCAGAGCUAUUCAAAAAUGAAGAUGAAGAUAAGCCAUUUAAUCCUAAUGAGAAUGUUAACGAAGACUCUCCAGAGGUACGAAAAUCUGGUAAAGUAGUUGAUCUUGAUGACAAUAUCGUUGGCUACAUUGAUAAAAAGAUUGCACCCAAAUUGGCUGGAUUCAAAGUUGAUCCUGAUGGUAAUGUAGUUAAUCCCCAAGGUGAUAUCGUUGGCCGAGCUGAUAUGAUCAAACCAGAAGAGCCAGAAGAACCUGAAGAUGAAAAUAAACCUUUUAAUCCCAAUGAAAGUGUUAAUGAAAACUCACCUGAAGUUCGCAAGUCUGGUAAAGUUGUUGAUAUGGAAGAUAAUGUUAUUGGUGCUGUUGACAAAGAAAGAGCUCCUAAACUAGCUGGCUUCAAAGUUGAUAAGGAUGGUAAUGUAAUAGAUAACGAAGGCCAUAUUGUUGCAAAAGCUGAGCUUUUCAAAAGUGAACAAGAGCAAGAAAAAGAAUCCUCGAGUUCCAAUGAUGCAGUAAAUGAAUUCUCUCCUGAAGUUAGGAAAUCUGGUAAGGUCCUCGAUAUGGAUGAUAAUGUUGUUGGUUAUGUUGAUAAACGUCUUGCUUCCAAGUUUGUUGGUUUCAAAGUUGAUGAUGAAGGUAAUAUCUUUAACAAUGAAGGCCAUAUUGUUGGUCGUGCUGAAAUGGUUAAAGAAGAAGAAGAAGAGGAAGAAGAAGAUAAGAAUAAGCCUUUUAAUCCAAAUACUAUGGUUGAUGAACAUUCCCCUCGAGUCAGGAAAUCUGGUAAAGUCAUUGAUGAAAAUGACAAUGUUGUUGGUACUGUUGAUAAAAGUGCUGCUCAUAACUGGGAAAACUAUCCUGUCGAUGAUGAUGGUAAUAUUAUUGAUAAGGAUGGCCAUAUCGUUGGUAAAGCCAAGAUGAUAGGACAAAAGACUGAAGAAGAGCGUCGUAAAGAAACUGAAGAGGCUGAUGAACGUAAGAUUGCAGAUCAAAUGUCUCAAGCUAUUCAACAAUCACUGGAUAAAAUCAAGCCUAUACUUAAAAAUAUAACUGAUACUAUUGAUAGUGAAGAAGCAAAAUCUGAAAAAGAUCGUGACGAACAAAAAUUGGUUGAAAAUGUGAAACCCUUAAUUGAACAAGGCUCUGCUAUUCUUGAAGAAUGUAAUGGAGCUAUUCGUGGGCUUGAUCCUUUAGGAAAGAUUGCUAAACAAGCACAGGCUAAAUCAUCAGCAAGAAAAGCUACACCUGAAGAAUAUCAUUUGGCUGAACUUCUAGCGCAGCUUUCUGGUGAAGUUACUACAACCAUUGAUAGAGCGAAGAAAAAGAUCAGAAAUAUGCCUCAUGCAAAUAAAGAACUUAGUCCUUUGUGGAAUAUCUUACAGAGUCCUUUAUUGCAAAUUCUUUCUGCUGUUGGAUUAUUGUUAACUGGUGUGUUGGGUCUUGUUGGUAACAUUCUUAAUGGUCUUGGUCUUGGUUCUAUUAUCAACAGUUUAUUAGGUGGAAUUGGUCUUAAUAAGAUUCUUGAAGGCUUUGGUUUAGGCAAUGUUUUAAAUUUAGGUGGAAAAAAGAAAUAAUUGAUUAUCGACUUGAUACUUUUUAUUACUCAUUUAUAAACUUUUGUUAUUUUAUAAAAAUUAUUAUUUUAUGUAUUGUUUUCAGUUUAAAUAAAG
Messenger RNA from Cokeromyces recurvatus, 3188 nucleotides. RefSeq lists its product as uncharacterized. The record is from RefSeq and is a predicted model, not a curated record. The coding region runs from base 156 to 3092 and encodes 978 amino acids. The transcript has 2 exons. Lineage: Eukaryota; Fungi; Mucoromycota; Mucoromycetes; Mucorales; Mucoraceae.